Messenger RNA from Cyclopterus lumpus (lumpfish), 3852 nucleotides. RefSeq names its product splicing factor SWAP (gene sfswap). The transcript has 19 exons. Gene Ontology annotation, molecular function: RNA binding. Gene Ontology annotation, biological process: RNA processing; mRNA 5'-splice site recognition. The record is from RefSeq and is a predicted model, not a curated record. The coding region runs from base 177 to 3194 and encodes 1005 amino acids. NCBI's taxonomy places the organism in Eukaryota, Metazoa, Chordata, Actinopteri, Perciformes, Cyclopteridae.
GCUUCCUUUCCAAGAUGGCGACAGACGGCACGUAGAAUUUAGUUUUGGGGUACAACAUUACGGAUUAUCGUAACAUUUGGACCACAUGCAAGCUAUUUAGUUAUCAGAAACCCGUCACUAUACUGUAAUAACUAUUUUAUUUCGCUCGUCGUUUGGUUUUCACGAGCAAUUGGGCGAUGUAUCGUCGCGGAGCGGCAAAGAAGGACCACAACAACAAACCCGUGAAGAAGGAUGUGAGUGACAGUGAUAAAUACGCCGACCUCUUGGUGUUCGGAUAUGCCUGCAAACUGUUUCCAGACGACGAAAGGGCGCUUUACCAUGAACAUGGAAAACAUCUCAUCCCAUGGAUGGGGGACAAGAGCAUCAUGAUUGAUAGAUACGAUGGGCGUGGUCACUUACAUGACCUCUCAGAGUAUGACAGCGGGUCAUGGAAUACAUCCUACCAGCUGUCGGAGGAGGAGGCCAGGAUUGAGGCGCUGUGCGAUGAGGAGAGGUACCUGGCUCUGCACACCGACCUGCUGGAAGAGGAGGCCAGACAAGAGGAGGAGUACAAACGUCUGAGUGAGGCUCUGGCUGAUGAAGGCACCUACACUGCAGUGGCCUUCAAAUACAGUGCUGACUACUAUGACCCCUCUCAGCCCACCGUGGAGGAGGAUGCUAACAGGGAAUGUGAAGAUGCAGAGCCCGAGGAGAGUGAGGAACCGUUUGUAGCUCCCCCGGGACUCGCGAUCCCUCCUGACGUGGAACUGCCGGCAACAAUCAAGACCAAUAACAUCAUCGAGAGGACAGCCAACUUUGUAUCCCAGCAGGGGGCUCAGUUUGAAAUAGUGCUGAAAGCUAAGCAGUCCGGUAACUCCCAGUUUGACUUCCUUCGUUUUGACCAUUACCUGAACCCUUAUUACAAACACAUCCUGCGGGCCAUGAAGGAAGGGCGAUACAAGUUCGUUACCGCCAAGAAGCAAGAGCAGUCGCAGGAAUCCCACUCUGAUGAUUCUGAUGAGGAUGGGGAUGGCAGUUACCUCCAUCCCAGCCUGUUUGCCCCGAAAAGGUGCUCACGCCUGGAGGAGCUGGUGAAGCCUCUUAAAGUAAUGGACCCAGACCAUCCUCUGGCAGCACUUGUACGAAAAGCCCGACUGGAAAUGAACGGCACAGCAACAGUGGAAACCAAAGCCGAAGAAGUGACAGACCCAGCUGUCUCCAGCAUACCAGCGCAGUACACUGCUGACCCAAAUGCAGCAGCAAUUUACUACGGGUACUACAUGCUUCCUGAUGGAACGUUCUGCUUGGCUCCGCCUCCCCCAGGGAUAGAUGCCAGCUCCUACUAUAACAGUAUGCCUGCAACUGUCAUGGCUCCCCCUACAUCUUCUGAUUCCUUGCCUAAUCUCGGAACUACACCCACCCCAGCUGAAACUAUGGCCACGGCACCGGCAGCGACAUCCCCCGCUCAGGUCGCCAGCUCUGCUGCUCCUGCUGCUCCAGCUGCUCCUGCUGCUCCUGCUGCUCCUGCUGCUCCUGCUGCUGUACCAGAAACCAGCUCGAAACCCGAAGUUCAAGUGUCCACACCGGCAUCAGCAGCCAUCAUCCCCCCACCACCUGACACCCAGCCAGUCAUAGACAAGCUGGCCGAGUACGUCGCUAGGAACGGUUUUAAGUUUGAGGCCAGUGUCCGUGCCAAGAAUGAUCCGCGGUUUGACUUUCUGCAGUCUUGGAAUCAGUACAACACCUAUUAUGAGUUUAAGAAGAAUUACUUCUUGCAGAAGGAAGGAAGAAGCUUUUCAGAGUCCGUAGAUGAUGGUGACGAUGAUGCGCUUCAAUCCGACACGUCGGUCCAGGAUUCCAUGCUGAUAAAAGCCUCUUUUGCCCCCAUCUGUUUUGCCAUCAAAGCGAAGGAAAAUGAUAUGCUGCCAUUGGAGAAGAACAGAUUCCGAUUGGACGACGACUCUGAUGAGGACAAGUUGCUGGAGGAGCAGGGGCUGGAGGCUCUGAUGGGUGGAGCUGAGGUGGUUGAUAAGGAUCCUGCUGCAGUCAAUGCACCAGAAGAGAAGAGACCCUCCCUCAGCUUGGAGGAGUUGGAGGCAAAACAAGCCAAGCAGAAACUGGAGGACCGUCUGGCCGCUGCAGCCAGGGAGAAGCUGGCCCAGGCGUCUAAGGAGUCCAAGGAGAAACAGCUACAGGCGGAGAGGAAGAGGAAGGCAGCGCUCUUCCUACAGACCCUUCGCAGCCCUUUCGCUGGGGAGCCUGAGGCCAAGAGGGCUGGGCUGGACUCGGCUGCACAGCUUGAGAUGCAAGAAGCCCUCUCGGUCCUGUCUGACCCUCCUCAUGUGUCGUCUGCACCACCUGCGCAUCCUCAGGAUCAAAGACCGGCCGUGGAGAACAAAGGAGCCCAUCGGAGCAGGGAGCCUCCGUCCUCCUCAUCCUCCCACACGACCUCCAGAGGAGCAGCGCGAGAUCGAGACCGCGACCGAGACAAAGACAGAGAUCGAGACAGAGACAGAGAUCGAGACAGAGACAGAGAGCGAGAGAGAGAGAGAGACAGAGAGCGAGAGAGAGACAGAGAGCGAGAGAGAGAGAGGGAUAGAGAGAGAGACAGGGAAAGAGAGAGAGACAGGGAAAGAGAGAGAGAGAAAGAAAGAGAAAGAGACAGGGUUAGAGACAGAGACAGGCACAAAGGGAGGGACAAAGACAAAAAGAAGAAAAAACACAAGAGGAGGUCGAGAUCGCGGUCAAAGUCGAAGAGCAAACACGCCCUUCCCAGUGCCUACAGGAGAUCCCGCAGGACUCGAUCCCGCUCGCACUCCCCGGGGAGAAAGGACAGGAGGGGCCCCUCAACCGAGAGGAGACGUGACGAGAGAGAGCGGGAGCGCUAUCAUCCCAGCAGCAGCGCCAGCCUGCCCCGGGGGCAUUCGAGAUCCAGGUCCCCUCCUGAAAAAAGAAGGGGCUUCUUGUCAUCUUCAGGACAGAUGCAAAUUGUGGGUUCCUCUCUCUCCCCAUAUUCUUCACCCGGCAGAGUUUUGUCCCCAUCAGCUAGCCCCGCCUCCAGCCUGACCCACUCCAGGGGUGGUUCUCUGGAGAAAGACAAGACAGUGGCCUCAUCCAUUGUAUCCUCCGUUCAGUCCAAAAUAACUCAGGAUCUGAUGGCCAAAGUGCGAGCCAUGCUUGCCACCUCCAAGACCUUCCAGCCUCCCAAUUCCUAAAGAGAGCCGUGCCGGCUCUUCACUUUGACAACAUCGGCCAAUCAGUGAGCGGCAUUCUCCGAUUGCCUGGAGAUUCGUUUUGGCCUGAAUCCGUUUCACCUCCCUGUCUUCAUCCUCGAUUUAGAAUUUGAUCUUGAUUUGAGCGUUGGCAGAUUCAGUUUGAUUAUUUGAUGUCCUCGUCAGUGUUGUGAGCUGAGACAUCCGGUGUCACACCUGAUCUGAGAAACACAGCUCAUCGCCUCAGAGAUCAUGUCAGCAGCUGGUUAGUUUCAGUGCAAAUGUGGAAAUAAUCCAUUUGUUGUUUUGCAUCCCGUUUUAAAACUCUACUUUUCUGACAGCUAUUCUUGCAGCGUUAUGUAAAGCUGCCGGAGGUCUGUAUUCUCUCCUUCUAUGAAGGGCUGUGUUGUUCCGAUGAGCUCGAUUCUCUCCUCCCUCAUCCACUAUUCUCUGCCGUUGUUUCCCCUUUUAUUUCCGCCCCCAGCUGUCUUGGCUCUCCAGCACCUCACACAUCUGCUUAAGAAGCCCUUUUAAUUUUCUCCCCUGUCCCUCAGCUCCAGUGCGUGGCCUUUUACUUCAGUUCCUGGUUUGUACUGUAAUGGAAUUAAAUGCAGAACAACUUUGUAAUCCAAACUGUUAAUAAACUUUCAAUUAUGAUUUA